Oldenlandia corymbosa var. corymbosa is the source of this 2103-nucleotide messenger RNA. Lineage: Eukaryota; Viridiplantae; Streptophyta; Magnoliopsida; Gentianales; Rubiaceae. The record is from the annotation of a GenBank genome assembly.
AUGAUGGCUACGGAAUUGGUAAUGGCGGAGAGGCGACUCAGAGCUAUUCAAUCUCAUUUGAUUCCUGCAACUACUCAUAAUUCUUCUGUUGAGAUCCACCCAAACCCAACAGCCGGUGAAUUUUAUCAAGGUCAGCGAUACAGCGUAGUCCUUCCAGAAAAAUUGCAGACAGGGAAAUGGAAUGUGUACAGAUCUGCAGUCUCUCCUGUGAAGCUUGUUGAGAGGUUUCCAGAUCAUCCCGAAAUUGCUACAUUGCAUGAUAACUUUAUACAUGCAGUUGAAGCAUUUCAGGAUUACAAGUAUUUGGGUACUCGCAUUCGCGUGGAUGGGAGCAUUGGAGAAUACAAAUGGAUGACAUAUGGUGAGGUUUCUACUGCUCGAACGGCAAUAGGUUCUGGACUAUAUAAUCAUGGAAUCCAACCGGGAUCAUGUGUUGGACUGUACUUCAUCAACAGACCUGAAUGGCUAAUUGUUGAUCAUGCCUGCUCAGCAUAUUCGUAUAUCUCAGUCCCUUUAUAUGACACUCUUGGUCCUGAUGCUGUCAAGUUCAUUGUGGGUCAUGCUGAUGUACAGGCCAUUUUCUGUGUUCCUACCACUCUGAACACAUUGCUGAGUUUUUUAUCGGAGAUUCCAUCUGUACGGGUUAUAGUUGUGGUAGGAGGGGUAGAUGAGCACCUCCCAUCUCUUCCUGCAACAGCCAGAGUCAAGGUUAUCUCAUAUUCGAAGUUACUCGAUCAGGGCCGCAGAAAUGUUCAACCUUUUUGUCCUCCCAAGGCAAAUGAUAUUGCAACUAUAUGCUAUACCAGUGGUACUACUGGGACACCAAAGGGUGUUGUUUUAUCUCAUGCAAAUCUGAUUGCAAGUGUUGCGGGUAUGAGUCAUGCUGUCAAGUUUUAUUCCUCAGACAUUUAUAUAUCUUACCUUCCAUUGGCACACAUCUACGAGCGGGCCAACCAAAUUAUGAGUGUGUAUUUUGGAGUUGCUAUUGGCUUCUACCAGGGGGACAAUUUAAAACUGAUGGACGAUUUGGCAGCUCUAAGGCCAACAAUAUUUUGCAGUGUCCCCCGUCUUUACAACAGAAUAUAUGCAGGGAUUACAAAUGCUGUUAAAACAUCUGGGGCCCUAAAAGAGAGAUUGUUCAAUGCUGCCUACAAUUCCAAGAAGCAGGCCAUAAUGAAUGGUAGAAGGCCAUCGCCCAUGUGGGAUAGGUUGGUUUUCAAUAAAAUUAAGGAUAAACUGGGAGGUAGAGUUCGCUUCAUGGGUUCGGGAGCUUCACCUUUGUCACCUGAUAUCAUGGAAUUUCUACGGGUAUGUUUCGGCUGUCGAGUUACGGAAGGAUAUGGAAUGACAGAGACUUCCUGUGUGAUUAGCUCAAUGGAUGACGGUGAUAUCUCUACAGGGCAUGUUGGUUCUCCAAAUCCUGCUUGUGAAAUCAAGCUCGUGGAUGUUCCUGAAAUGAACUACACUUCUGAUGAUCAACCUCAUCCUCGUGGGGAGAUCUGUGUUAGGGGUCCCAUUGUGUUUCAAGGCUAUUACAAAGAUGAAGUGCAGACAAGGGAAGUCAUGGAUGAAGAUGGUUGGCUGCACACUGGAGAUAUUGGAUUAUGGUUACCUGGAGGACGACUUAAGAUAAUUGAUAGGAAAAAGAACAUAUUUAAGUUGGCCCAGGGGGAGUACAUAGCUCCUGAGAAGAUUGAGAAUGUCUAUGCCAAAUGCAAAUUUGUUGCCCAGUGUUUCGUGUAUGGUGAUAGCUUCAAUUCAUCAUUAGUAGCUGUAGUUUCUGUGGACCCAGAUGUCUUGAGAGAAUGGGCUACUUCUGAAGGCAUCAAGUUCCAAGAUUUGGAACAGUUAUGUAGUGAUCCUAGAGCGAAGGCUGCUGUUCUAGCUGAUAUGGAUGCCGUCGGAAGAGAAGCUCAGUUGAGAGGUUUCGAGUUUGCAAAAGCAGUCACUUUAGUUUCUGAGCCUUUUACUUUGGAGAAUGGCCUCCUCACUCCAACAUUCAAGAUCAAGAGACCUCAAGCAAAGGCCUACUUCCAACAGGCAAUAUCAGACAUGUAUGCAUCAUUGUCGACGGCUGAUCCAAGACCACAAAGUGCUUUGUGA